CACCAACUCGCCCGCUACGCCCGCUUCUCCCACUCGUCCUUCCCGGCUCCGCGGUCUUUCAUAUCUAAGAAGCUAUACCCACAACCAUCUGCACUCGAAUUCCAACAACACUCCAACAAACCAAUCCAACAAUCUCUCGACCACCCCGUCUCCUGCUCGUCCUUCUACUCUCAGCCGAAGCACCAGUUCCCCGCCCGUAGCGCACGCGAGACGCCGCCGAGUCCCCCACUUCGUAGCGAUACCACCGCAAACGGCUGGGUCCCUACUGUCGCCGGCCAAAGUGCCUUGUCCAGGCUCGCAACCCAACCUCAAUCCACCAACUCCGAGUCGCCCACGCCCAACAUGACCCGUACACGAGCUGCCACCGUCAGUCAGGAUGCCCCUGCUGCCGACAACAACCCCGCUCCGGCUAUCACUUCGUCCACCGAUAGCCCCGCUACCGAGUCUGUUACUGCGCCGUCCACACAAGCCACAACCACCGAGAAGAAGGAAGCCCCGACUAUUCGUUUCAUUCCCCACCAUGAGCCCCGCGCUUCGAGACCAUCCCUCACCUUUCCCAUCGUUACUCGCACAAUCGCCGCUGCUGGUCAGCGGGUCAAGGUUGGCAGAUACUCUGAGAGAGACCAGGCAGCCGAUUCUCAAGCAAGCGCAAAAACUGCAGCCCCUGUCGGUUUCAAGAGCAAGGUUGUCAGUCGCAGGCAUUGCGAGCUCUGGUGCGACAAUGGCCAGUGGUUCAUCAAAGACGUUAAGAGUAGUUCCGGUACUUUUCUGAACCAUGUGCGCCUGAGCAGUCCAGGCAUGGAGAGUCGUGCGUACCCUCUCAACGACGGUGAUAUCGUCCAGCUGGGUAUCGACUUCAAGGGUGGAGAAGAGGUCAUCUUCCGUUGCGUCAAAAUUCGUAUCGAGUGCAACAGAGGCUGGCAGAAGAGUCUGAAUCAGUUCAACACUGCAACACACAAAAAUAUUCUAAAACAGGCAAAGGUCAAUAACGCCAAAGACAGCGACGCUCAAUCAACACAUAGCUCCGAGUGUUCGAUCUGCUUGAAUCCCGUCGCUCCAUGUCAGGCACUCUUCGUUGCUCCCUGCUCACACGUCUGGCACUACAAGUGUGUUCGCACUCUCAUCUAUCCUAGCUGGCCGAGCUUCCAGUGCCCCAAUUGUCGUGCGUACGCUGAUCUGGAGGCCGAUGUGGAACCCCCAGAAGAAGAAGACUAUGAAAGCGAAGGUGUCGAGGACGCCAUCCAAGCUUCAACGAGCGCCCAACCAGAACCCGAACCAGAAUCACUUCCUGCGAUAGAGACUGGUGAUCUCGAAGACGAAGACUUGACCGCCAUGAUGAACAGUGUCUCCAUGGGCUCAACCUCAGCAUCACACAAUCCUUCGGGCACAGACUCGAGCUCGGAAGGUGAAGCUGGACCUUCGCGGGGCUCAAUCUCUCAGCCUGUACCCAUCAUCGCUUCCACCAAUGCACCGGUAAAUAGAAAUUUGCCCGACUCCAUCAUGGCACGGUCAGCCACGCCCACCUCUUCGGCACCAUUUGCUCUGGCCGCGGCUACCUUGGCACCCAUGGGCGACGGACAGAACACGCCCAUGAACGACGCUGGUCCGUUUGUCUUUGACAACAAUUCGAGACGUGCCACUGCACAACGAAAUAUUACAGACAUAUCUCGGGAACCUGUCCACGAGCAACCAGAGGAGCAUUCUGCGCCA
Aureobasidium vineae is the source of this 1710-nucleotide messenger RNA. The record is from the annotation of a GenBank genome assembly. NCBI's taxonomy places the organism in Eukaryota, Fungi, Ascomycota, Dothideomycetes, Dothideales, Saccotheciaceae.